AGCACAGCAUGUGUUCUCAACAGUUGGAACUGUUGCCAUGGCCUUAACGUCACCUGUAGGCCGUCGUGAAUUUCAAGAAUAAAAUCCAGGUUCAAGGAUUUUAUCGCCUUGCAAUGGAUUGGAAAUUCGUGAUUAGUUUGGUUCUUUGCUUUUCAUGCUUGUGUGCAGCAACCGAAUCUACUACUGAACUUUCCAAAGAUGAAAAUCAAAAUAUUACUGAACAGUUAACUACCAGUAUUUAUGAAGACGAUGGGUCGCCGACAGUACCUGAUUUAGGCAUUUCUUCAACGGAAACUGUAAUCGAACCCAUUCUAAAUGCAACUGUUCCAGAAGAUCAAGAUGGAGAUAAUGAUACCGAGAGCAAAAUUCGACCGAAGCGCUUCGAAUUUGCACCACUCGCACCUUAUGAUGUGCCACCUAUCAUUCCUCCACCAGUGGCACCAGAUUACAUUGCACCACCAACUGAUUACGCUGCACCAGUGUAUGGAUAUCCCCCUGCACCGUUUAGUUCGCCACCUUUGGUUAAGUAUGGCACGGCGGCGUCACCAGAUGUCUGUCCCCCACCUGCUGCUACCUGUCCUGUUUGUCUGCAGUCUUUAGCCCAAGUUCUGCCUUAUGGCGCUCCGUUAUGCGAACUUGCAAUACUUCAAUCAACUGUGUUGGCCCCACCUGUGCAACAUGAUGCAUACGGUAAAAUCUGCGUGAAGUUAGGAAUUUCGAAAAUUAUCGGACCAGUGGAACCAAAUUUAUUUCGAAGGCUUCUGAAAACUACCAUCAAACUUGAGUGUGCCUGUCCUUUUCUCUUUAAAACUUCGACCCAAUUCAUUCUUAUCGCAUCACCAACAGCUUUUCUGAAGGAUGGCAAACUGAUAAGCAAAAUCUCUUUAAGUGACAGUGUCUUCCUUGUUCCAAAAGACAUUCUUACUCAAACCGAGUUAGAUCAGGCUCUUCAAGGAUGUUCUCCACCAACAUAUCUAAAUCCCCCUCCUCUUCCUGCACAACCAGUAAAAUCACGGUCACUAUACAUGCCAGCACCUCCCCCUCCUGCUUAUGCUCCACCUCCUCCUGCUGUCUAUGUGCCUCCACCACCACCACCACCGCCACCAGUAUAUGCUCCUCUUCCACCACCAGUAUACGCUCCUCCCCCUCCACCUCCUGUAUACAAACCUCCCCCACCUCCGCCACCUGUGUACAAACCUCCACCUCCUCCUCCUCCGGUGUAUGCUCCUCCUCCUCCGCCUCCACCACCAGUAUAUGCUCCUCCUCCUCCACCCCCUGUUUACAAACCUCCUCCUCCUCCACCUCCUAUGUAUAAGCCUCCACCUCCAGUUUAUAAACCUCCACCACCUCCUCCGCCCCCAGUGUAUGCACCCCCUCCUCCUCCUCCUCCCGUUUAUAAACCUCCACCACCACCACCUCCGCCCCCAGUGUAUGCACCCCCUCCUCCUCCUCCUCCCGUUUACAAACCUCCACCACCACCACCUCCGCCCCCAGUGUAUGCUCCCCCUCCUCCUCCUCCUCCCGUUUAUAAACCUCCACCACCACCACCACCACCACCUCCUCCUGUUUAUAAACCUCCACCUCCACCACCAGUAUAUGCACCACCACCUCCUCCUGUUUAUAAACCUCCCCCUCCACCACCUCCUGUUUAUAAACCUCCGCCUCCACCUCCAGUAUAUGCACCACCACCUCCUCCCCCUCCUGUUUAUAAACCUCCACCUCCACCUCCUAUUUAUAAACCACCGCCACCUCCACCCCCAGUAUAUGCCCCUCCUCCACCACCACCAGUUUAUAAACCUCCACCACCACCACCUCCAGUUUAUAAACCUCCUCCUCCACCACCUCCAGUUUAUAAACCUCCUCCUCCACCACCACCAGUUUAUGCACCUCCUCCCCCACCAGUAUAUACACCACCUCCCCCUCCUCCUGUCUAUAAGCCUCCUCCCCCUCCUCCUGUCUACAAGCCUCCUCCCCCACCACCUGUCUACAAACCUCCUCCACCCCCACCAGUGUAUCUACCGCCACCUCCACCGCCACCGCCACCCCCACCCCCACCAGUCUACGGCCCUCCUCCCCCACCCCCUGUAUCUUACGCCCCUCCUGCUCUGUUGCCACUUGCCUUACCGCCUCCUCCACCGCCUCCAAUACUUCCUCCUGCACCUGUGGUGAAGCCGGAAACAGCAGCUUGCCCACUUCCUCAGACGUGCCCAACUUGCGCAGUUUUCCCAAAACUGGAUUUAGCUCAAGCAUUCUGUGCUGCUGAUUUUGCUUUACUUGCUGCUGUAACGAUUCCAGAUUUAGCUCUUCUAAAACCAGCACCAGGAUCUUACGGUGGAUCUUGCUUAAAACUACCCGCAGACAUCCUCUACGAUGUUACGAAAGGCACAGAUCCUAAGAAAUUGCUUCUAUCACUGUCCGUGCUGUUGCCAACUAGCUGUGUGUGCAUUCCACCUGGCCUGAAGGGCCCUGCUUUGGUGAUGGUGUUGGGGUACUACGCCCCUCUGCCUGCUCCACCCGCAGCACAGCUGACAAAGGACUUCAAAUUGAUUCUGCUACCAGCUCCAGUUGAACUCACCCUUCCGUCUUGUCUUGCAAAACCACCACCAGUUUUGCCUCCGAAGAUUAUUGCACCCCCUCCACCAACCGGCACUUGUCCUGCGGGCGUGGUAAAUUCAUGUCCAAAGUGUGCCUUAGCUUUAGACCCUAAUCUACUACAAGCCUUCUGCUCUGCAAAGUUUGCUGCUGUUGUUGAUUUGCUUAGCGUUGGUCCCUAUUUGUCGAAAGACUUCCCGGUGAUAAGUAUUAAAAAAUCAAAAUAUGAUUAUGAUGUGCAAGUGGUUAUUUCUAUUGGAGCGCCUAAACCAGUUGAUUGUCUCCAAGGUGCCCUCAAACUGGUUCAGCCAAUCGUACCCAAAGUGCUACCUUAUGGACCACCACCGAUACUACCGUUUGUAGUACUUAAGAAGUGCCCAUGCGCGCUGUUAGCAGCUGCUGCUGGAAGACUAUUAGCUUUAAGUCUGGCACCAAUUCCUCUUCCACUAAACGGAGCCGUUCAACUGACGGAAGGAUUUUUUCUGCUCCCGCUUCCUCCAGGACCUUUACCUUCUUGUGCUCCAUACGCUCCUCCACCACCUCCUCCUCCAUAUGCACUACCACCUCCUCCUGCACCAUAUGCACUUCCGCCACCACCACCGCCUCCUCCUGCACCAUAUGCACCUCCGCCACCACCACCUCCUCCUCCACCAUAUGCACCUCCGCCACCACCACCUCCUCCUGCACCAUAUGCACCUCCGCCACCACCACCACCUCCUCCACCAUAUGCACCUCCGCCACCACCACCACCUCCUCCACCAUAUGCACCUCCGCCACCACCACCUCCUCCACUAUAUGCACCUCCGCCACCACCUCCUCCUCCUCCACCACCGGCUCCAUAUGCAGCACCUCCACCACCACCUCCUCCACCAGUUUACAAACCCCCACCACCGCCUCCACCAGCUUAUAAACCACCACCACCUCCUCCUCCACCGGCUUAUAAACCCCCACCACCUCCUCCACCUGCUUAUAAACCACCUCCUCCUCCUCCACCUGCUUAUAAACCACCCCCACCUCCACCUCCACCCGCUUACAAACCACCCCCUCCUCCUCCUCCACCCGCUUAUAAACCACCGCCUCCUCCCCCGCCGGCACCAUAUGCACCACCCCCACCUCCUCCGCCACCGCCUCCUCCACCGCCAGCAGCAUACGUGAACUAUGCUCCAGGACCGUCUUCUUACGAUGCCUGUCUCGAAGAUGAUUAUUCUUGUCCACAGUGCUUGACAGAAGUACCUCAUAAUUUCCGCAAUCUGUUCUGCGAAUCUCAGUUCGCUGUCUUGGCAGCAAUAGGCCUUACUCACCCAGAGGAUGGCACAAGAAAUUUGAGAUUUGGCACAACAAAAUACGCUCCACCUGUUGCUGAUGUCAUACAAACCGCAGGAGGUUACAGAAUAGAGGUGGUUCCAGCUAAAUCUUUCACCGCAAGGAAUUCAAUCCCAUCGAAUGCUUGCUUAAGAGAACAACUUUCGAUUUUAUUCGAUGUUUCCAAAACAUCCUCUCCAGUAGAGAAAUUUUGGAAAAUAGAUGCCUACGUGCCAACCACCUGCAGGUGUCCGGUGCUGAAUAUGGGUCCUGCAUACAGCAUUAUCUUGUCCCGUGUUGGACCCGACUGGAGCAAGGGACCCACUCAUCUGCAACUCAGCCAAGGAUUCUACGUCUUCCCUCUUCCCGUGGACAAUGAACUGAUAAUGCUGCCCGAUUGCAAUCUUCCACCCCCCAUCUCUCUUCCUCCAGCGCAAGAUUCGGACCUGGUAGCAUCCUACAACUAUAUGGUGCCAGCAAGCGAAUCGUUAGUUGUCAAAGAAGCCUGCCCGAACCCAAUGAACUGCCCGUUCUGUUUGUCACCACAGAACUUUGACCUCACAAAAUUGUGCAGCUAUAACUUUGCUAUUUUGGCUCAACUCCUGCCAUUGUCUGAGGAUGCUCCAGUCAUUUCGAAUUUAAAUGUUGGAGUGUAUAAUGUCGAUUCGUAUAAGCAAGCUGUGGUACUCAAAACAGCUCAAGCAUCUACAUAUUCCUCUGCGUACGAGCCUCAAAACUCCUAUGGAGCAUGCAGUGCGAUAAGAUACAAGGUCAAGAAAGCGUUUAAACCGUUCGAACCUACAGAUGCCAAAUUGGUACUUCCUGAUUCCUGUCCAUGCACAUGUACUCAAACCAACGGAUUUGCUUUGAUAGCAGCCGAAGCAAGCCCUGAACACAUGAAAGAGGGCUGCGUCAUAAAAGGAAAUAUUUACAUCGUCUGCUUGCCUCCUGGAGUCAACCUCAACGUCCCAGCUUGUCCUCCUGAACAGACUGUUCCGUUAACUCCACCUGUAACAGCUGUACCUGCACCUGAACAUCCAGUGGUUCCUCCAGGCGCUAGUCUACCACUGCCUCCUAGUCCUCCACCAGCAAGAGACUGCUUUGAUCCCACAGAUUUCACUUGUCCUAUGUGUUCAAUGGAACCAAUUAAGCCAGCAACUUAUUGCAAUGCUACCACUUUCAUGGUAAAAUUUGAAGGGGACAUUAAAAAUGAUCAUUCUUCAUCCUGCAGAUCUGGCAGCAUGGUUUCCUUGUAUGAUGUGACGAAAUUAAAGCAAGCCAGCAAAGCUCUUAUCAACGUACUAUACACUGUUCCGAAACACUGUUCUUCUUGUUCGUUCUUAAAUGAUCGUGGGUUUGGUUUACUGGCUUUCCCUCCACUAACACCUAUGGUAAACCCGCUCGAACUGCAAUUGAACAGUCUGAUUCACGUGCACGCCUUACCAUCUGGCAAAACGGAGCUGCCCUUCUGCGGCAUGCCUGCUAGCUUCCCCAGAUCCCGGUUUAACGAAUUGCCCGAUGAGAUCAUCUUGGAUCCCGUUGACAACGAAUUGUCUACGUUGAGAAUCCGCGACUUGGGAUUGUACGAAUGUCCCACCAAAGCACAGAGUUGUCCUCAAUGUGAAGAAUUGGACGAUGAAGAACUGAAUCGAUUGAUCUGCUCCUCGGAUCGCGCCUUACUUAUUUCUCCGAAUGUUAAAGAAAGUGAUGGUCAAACUGGAAAUUAUACAAGGCAAACAGUACAAGUUUCACAAAACAUUUUAAGAAACAACUCGGUGGAAAUCAUUGUGAAGCCCUAUGAAGAAGAGGACAUUUGUGCGCUACCUGUAAAAAUAGGAAAGUGCAACGCAAAUGUUUUACGAUACUACUACGAGACGGAGAGUCAAACAUGCCAUGAUUUCAACUACACUGGAUGUAAUGGAAAUCCCAACAACUUUGCGUCACUAGAAGAGUGUGAAACAGCCUGCUUAAAGCCGAAGUUCUGCUACGCAUUCAACUUUGAGAUCAAGAAAAAUAUCACUGGAGGAUUGGGAAAGAGGCCUAUGGAUAGCGAAAUAAUUUACGCACUACCUGAAAGUUGUGACUGCCAGUACCUUAAGAAAAAGAGUGGUUUCGCUUACCUCAUUUACAAUACUACUGCAAACGAAAAAGCACAACAAUUAACAGAUGAUUAUUACAUCAUCCCACUGUCUCAAGAACAAGAUAAACAAUUCACAUGCGCAAGUGACGUUGAGGUAGUCACUGAAGAAAAUAAAAUUGAGUCAACAGAGAAAAUAAAGACAGCAGAAAAAAUUGACAAAGAGGUAACAGAAGAAACUGUGUCGUCCACUCUAUCAGAGAGAGAUGAACUAUUUUCAAAUACAAAUGUUACAGCUAUCCCUGUAGAACAGGAAAUUACUAAAAAUAAUAAUGAACUUGAUGGUUUAGAAGCCUCAACUGUCCCUGUUGUUUCAACAGAACGAAAUGAUGAUGAUGAUACUGACAAUCAAAUAGAUUCUGGUGAAGAAAAAAAAGGGGCAUUUAGUUUCUUUGGUUAAAACUUGUGUAAAAUUAUGUUAAAUUAUUUAAAAUUUUGUAUACGUAUAACUUUGUGUAAAGUUAAAUUGAUAAACAUACAUUUACUGA
Molecule: messenger RNA, 6519 nt
Organism: Uloborus diversus
Lineage: Eukaryota; Metazoa; Arthropoda; Arachnida; Araneae; Uloboridae
Product: nascent polypeptide-associated complex subunit alpha, muscle-specific form-like
Exons: 35
Coding region: 114-6431 (2105 amino acids)
Molecular function (GO): serine-type endopeptidase inhibitor activity
Source: RefSeq, a predicted model, not a curated record